Molecule: messenger RNA, 937 nt
Organism: Dimorphilus gyrociliatus
Lineage: Eukaryota; Metazoa; Annelida; Polychaeta; Dinophilidae
Source: the annotation of a GenBank genome assembly
CAUGGGAACUGGAUGCGUAUCAACUUUCGAACGUGUCAAGCUUAGGCCUAGCUUCGUCGUUCUGGGCGGAUACUUGGACGGAUCUGCGAACAAAUUCAUAUUAAUAUUCGAUUUAGAAAAGUGUACUUUGAAGAGAGCUAUAAAGCUCCCAAAUAAAGAUUCUACACCUUUAGUAGAUUUUGCAGUUUCUUGUACAGAUGAAGGACAUCUUUAUGUUACAGGGGGUCGUUAUGGAAGAUAUGGAGCGUUGUCAGAAGUUUGGAUGGUGGAUAUUAGGACUAAUUCGGAUAUAGCUGGUCAACCUUUUCAAAUGAUGCAAUCUGCUCAAAUGAAUAUUAUUCAGAGAAAGCAUUCGUCGUGCUAUUUGCAAACGGACGGAUAUGACUAUUUAUAUAUCGUUGGAGGGAAGAGAAGCCAUUCCCACUUUUUAGGAUGUUCUCGCUUUAAUAUUUUUCAAUUGAAAUGGGAGUCUUUACCUGCAUUUCCUAAUGAUUAUCCUACAGAAAAUGUUAAAUAUGUAUACUCGUUCAACUCAAAUUUAUAUGUCGUCUUUGAAACAUCUCUAAAAGAGGCAAGCGUACUUAAAUACAAAGCAGAAGAUGGCGUUAGUGGUGACUGGAUUGAGUUACAAUGGACAAUUCCUCUAGGUAGAAUGCAAAAAGUUAAGGAAACUUGGUACAUCCUCAGUACACCGUCGAAAACCAACACGAAAUUAUUUGCCUUCUAUCCAUCUAUUAGUCCUCAACAAGUUUCAAAAUUAUAUAGUCUACCUAAUUGUUGCGCAAUAGCCUCCUUUCAGGAUGAAUAUUUGUUCUUAUUAGCUGAAAAUAAGCUUUAUAGAUAUGAUAUUAUGCAAGAUGAUUUAUUAUUAUAUGGAAAUCUACCUUUUAUAUUCGAGGGUGACGAUGUUAACUUUUUCAUUACCGAUACUUAUUAA